AUGUCCGACACACUCUCACACCCCCAAAAGGCUUUUGCCUUCUACAGAGAUGUCCUCAAAAGCCCACACGUCAUUUUAGCGCCAAUGGUCGACGGGUCCGACACUUCAUUCCGGUCAUUUGUCCACAAGCAUGGGGUCGACCUCUGCUACACUCCGAUGGUCCUCUCAAAGUUAUUUAAUGAAUCGAAGACCUAUCGACAAGAGGUGAUUAAAACAUUAGACCCAAGGGAGCGACCUUUAGUCAUUCAAAUAGUUGGCCAUGACCCCGACGAGAUGGGGAGGGCAGCCAAGUUACUUUCCAAGUAUUGUGAUGUGAUAGAUAUCAACUUGGGCUGUCCACAGAAGAUAGCGCAAAAGGGGCAGUACGGGGCGUAUUUGUCGCAAGACCUAUCGCAAACGGAGAAAGUCGUCAAAGCCGUGAUGAAAGCUGUAGAAGUUCCUGUGUACUGUAAGAUCAGAGUGUCUGAAGACCAUGAGAAGACGAUGAAGUUGGUUGAUAUGUUAGUCGCGUGUGGUAUUUGGGGACUUUGUGUACAUGGCAGGACAAUCGAUGAGAAGCAGAGUGGCGUCUAUCACGCGCGUUGGGAGAUCAUUUCCGACAUUAAGAAGCGCGUGGCCAUUCCGGUCAUCGCGAAUGGGGGGAUAGCCACUAUGAGUGACAUUCAGAAGUGUAAAGAGAUCACCAACGCCGAUGGGUUUAUGAUAGGAAUGGGACUCUUACUGAACCCUGGACUAUGUGAAGGGAGACUUGAUGACAACUUUCUAUUAGCUUCCGAGUACUUAUCGUUAGCUGAAGAGCUCAGUCUCACGUGUUUAGUGAAGUUUUGGGAGGUCAAAGGUCACAUUAUAAAGAUGUUGAUCUAUCGCAUCCGACCCGAGAAGGACAUCGUGAAGGAAAUUGGUCUUGUAACGACAUAUGAAGACAUAAAGACGUGGAUGGGCAAGGCAGAGCACCUUUUUCGGAAGCGGUCCGACGACAUUUCCCACAGUCAAGACAUGUUAGUUCAAGACAAGAAACUCAUGAAUGAACAAGUUCUGCAACCUGACGAAGAAAAAGUGGAGAAAGAAUGUUAA
Messenger RNA from Entamoeba invadens IP1, 1074 nucleotides. RefSeq names its product tRNA-dihydrouridine synthase, putative. The record is from RefSeq and is a predicted model, not a curated record. NCBI's taxonomy places the organism in Eukaryota, Evosea, Mastigamoebida, Endamoebidae. The transcript has a single exon. The coding region runs from base 1 to 1074 and encodes 357 amino acids. Gene Ontology annotation, biological process: tRNA processing. Gene Ontology annotation, molecular function: flavin adenine dinucleotide binding; tRNA dihydrouridine synthase activity.